AUGAGGUUCACUGCCUUGUUCACUCUGGGUCUGGCCACCAGCGCUCUGGCCACCCCUGCUGUCGUCCAGCGCGAUUCCACCGGCGUCACAAAUGUCCUCUCCGAAGUCGGCAAGGGUGUCGAUGCUCUUGGGUCCGCCGCCGACGGCUACAACGGCGGUGACCCCUCCAAGGUCGAGUCUGCCUCCGAGGACCUGAUCGCCACCAUCAAGAAGGGUGUCUCCACCGUCGAGGGCGGUGGCGACCUCACCUCCAGCGAUGCUCUCGCCCUUACCAGCCCCGUCAAGGACCUGACCUCCAAGGUCCAGGACACCGUUGACAAGAUCAUCGCCAAGAAGUCCAAGUUCGAGGCCGCCGGUGCCGCCACCAAGGUCAAGGAGUCCCUCAACGCCCAGUACAAGGCCGCCGACAGCCUCUCCUCCGCCAUCUCCAAGAAGGUCCCCGAGGCCCUUUCCGACCUCGCCAAGGAGCUCUCCGCCGGUAUUACCAAGGCCAUCCAGAAGGGUAUUGAUGCCUACAAGGAUGCCAAGGACUCCAACCCCGGUAAGGAGACUGCAACUGCCACCAAGACCGGCGACUCCGAGCCCACCGGUGGUGCUGGCAAGACUACUUCCACUCCCACCAUCCCCAAGCCUACCUCCUCUGGUCCUGGUAGCUCUUCUGCUACUCCCUCUCCCACCGGCGGCUCUGGCAGCGGUGGCUCUGGCUCCGGCUCUCAGCCUCCUCUUCACACCGGCGCUGCCAACAUCAACCGCUUCAGCUACACCCUUGGUGGUGCUGUUGCCGCUGCUGCUGUCGCUGUUGCCUUCUAA
This is a messenger RNA of Aspergillus tanneri, 810 nucleotides long. Its product is annotated as cell wall mannoprotein 1 family protein. Lineage: Eukaryota; Fungi; Ascomycota; Eurotiomycetes; Eurotiales; Aspergillaceae. Gene Ontology annotation, cellular component: extracellular region. Bases 1 to 810 code for a protein of 269 amino acids. The record is from RefSeq and is a predicted model, not a curated record. The transcript has a single exon.